GCCCGCUGCAGUGGCCGCGUCUCCGAGCAACAUGGCCGACAGCAAGGCCAAGUCUGCCAAGGCCGCCAACAGGACACCCCCCAAGUCCCCGGGGGACCCCGCAAAGGACAGGGCAGCCAAGAGGCUGUCGCUGGAGUCGGAGGGGGCCGGUGAGGGGGCGGCUGCUGCGGCGCCGGAGCUCAGCGCCUUGGAGGAGGCCUUCCGGCGCUUUGCCGUGCAUGGGGACACCAGGGCCACUGGGAAGGAGAUGCACGGCAAGAACUGGUCGAAGCUGUGUAAGGACUGCCAGGUCAUCGACGGGAAGAACGUGACCGUCACAGACGUGGACAUCGUCUUCAGCAAAAUCAAAGGGAAGUCCUGCCGGACCAUCACGUUCGAGCAGUUCAAGGAGGCGCUGGAAGAGCUCUCCAAGAAGAGAUUCAAGGACAAGAGCAGCGAAGAGGCCGUCCGUGAGGUGCACAGGCUCAUCGAGGGCAAGUCCCCGGUCAUCUCAGGGGUGACGAAAGCCAUCUCGUCACCCACCGUAUCGCGGCUCACGGACACGACCAAGUUCACGGGCUCCCACAAGGAGCGCUUCGACCCGUCGGGCCGGGGCAAGGGCAAGGCCGGCCGUGUGGACCUGGUGGACGAGUCAGGCUACGUGUCGGGCUACAAGCACGCGGGCACCUACGACCAGAAGGUGCAGGGGGGCAAGUAGCCAGCCCAGGAGCGGGCCCUCCUGCCGAGGCCUUCCCCACCUCACACUUCGUUACAUUCCUGUGCUCCCCGGUCAGAACUCAGGAGUCUGGGGCCCGGGUGGCUGUGGGGUGACCCCCCUGCCUGGGAGCCGGCGCGCUUCUCUCUGACCCCCAGCUGGGGCCCCUGAACUCACUGGCCUUUUGUAACUCCCCUGCCUCGUCCAGUGCCGGCCAUCAACACGUGGCCUUUUCCAGUGUCUCCCGGGAACAGACCACACCGGCCACCCGGCUUACAGACCAAAGGGCCACUGUCCAGGUGCCGGUGGGCCACGGGGGUGAGUGGGACAGACCCUGUCCGCGGUGGUGCCGACGGCCUGGCCCGCAGACCCCUCCCAGGAGCCUCGAGGGCGGCCAGAGCUAAGUCACUAACCGCACCGAGAAUGAACUGAACCCAGAACAGGACCGUGCGGGCGUGGGGAGGCGGGACCCGUGCUUGUAUGUGCACGCGCUUGCACACGCACGUCGUGUAACCAGAGGCUGGUGGGCAAAGGAGGAAGGGGGACCGGCGGGAGGCUCCUCAGGACCAAAGGGACGGUCUGGAGUGGGCGCCCGAGGACGUCCGGAUGCAAACUGCGGCCGGACGACUUGCUCGUUGCGCUUUUCUAAGAAGAAACGCGUUGAUUCUCAGCACAGCAGAGAGACCGGGAGUGCCCUGCAGCUGCCCCUCUCUCUCCUGCCGUCCACAUCUCUGGGGUCCACGCCUCCGGGGUCCGCGUCUCCGGGUCGGGAGCCGCUGCGGGCUGAGGCUUCCUGCGCAGGCACUCUGCUGGCAGGGGCGGGGGUCUGCGGCCCGGGGCCCUGCCCCGCACGUGGUGCCCCGGGGCUGUGGGUCGGCGUGGCUGCUCCCUCUUCGCUGGCACCCGCACCAGCUUCGGGGACUCCGCCUCCACGGUGAGUUCCCCCAGCCUCUCCCAACCCCCGCGAGGGCCGAAAACCACUCAACAGCCAGGCCAGGGGAGGGCCCGGAGGCCCACAGCGUUCGCUGGAAUUUGGUUUCUCCGUGAGGCUGAUCGAGGGCAGAGAACGGUGGCCCUACAGGGACGUGUCCCUUUGCAGAAGUGCAGCCACGCCCGCGAGUCACUGAUGGGGCUGUGCGGUCCUGGCACUGGUCCUGGGAAAGGCCGCAGCAGACUGAGGGAGAAGCUUCCGGAGCCCGCCUGCCCCACCGCUGUCACGUGCCUGGGGCAGCCAGCUGAAAAGACCAGCACUGUGACGCCAAGGCACAAUGGUCCCUGCUGGAGGCGGGGACGGUCCCCGCGCUCCCAUCGAGUGCGGCCCCUCCCCCAGGCUCCUUGCGCGUGGGUCCCCCCUCAGACCCCCGGCACAGCCUCAGCCCGGGGUUGGCAGUGGCCUCGCCAGCAGCUUCCCCCGGGGAUCAGGGGCUCGCCGGUGCGUUAAAGCAGGCUCCGAGUCACUUGUAAAACCCAUUGCACCGCUGUCCACUUUCUGCCCCGGGGAUCCCGAGCUUCCCGGCAAGGCCUCCACGCUGCGGCGGGAACCAGGACGGCAGGACUGCGUGCGUGCUGGGGGAGGGAGAAGCAGGCAGGACACGGGACCCCCACCCUGCGCCCACCCCCUGUCCUCUCCCAGGCUGGACCCUUUUGAGGACCCAGAGGCGAGGGGAGUGUGGGAAACGCACCUGCAGGCAACUGUGAAAGCAACACGGGUUUCUCCACGGCAAGCGUAUCACACACCAGAAAGCUCCGGGUCCAGAGCCGAAGUGGUUUUCCUUCGUGGUUGUGGCGCAGGCCUCCCCUCCGGGCCCCAUGAGGCACCGAGCACCAGGGGUGUGGGGCUCCUCCUCCUGCCCAUCACCAGCCGGGUCCCCACUGUCACAGUUGGUGAUGCGCGAGUCCAGCCAGACCUUGGCCCCCACAGUGUGCACGCCCGGCGGUGAGCCAAGGGAGGGGGGUCCCCGUGCCGCUGCCUGUAGAGGGAGUGGCUGUCCACCUGGCCCCUCUCGGCCCCCCUUACCCCCAGGAGACUGUCUCCUGUCCCAGAGCGGGGUCUCCAGGCAGAGCACCCCGGGAGACUGCAGUCUAAACAAAAGAAGCCACAGAGCUGUCCCCGGGGACCCUGCCACGGUGCCCGCCCCCCAGCGGGAGGCCCCAUUUAUACCACAAACCAGUGCCGCGGCCUGAUGGGAAACCAGUGGCUCACUUCUGACGGACGCUCCCAAGUGCGCCCCUGACCGUUCCAACAGCACCUUCCCUUUGGACUUGAGGGAGAACCGAGUGCACACAGCUUCCCCCGAACCCGCGGCACUGCGGCCCGGCUGGCCACACAGGUGCUGGGGUCUUGCCAGCUCCCCUGCCCGUCCCAAACCCGAGGCUCCUCAGACAGCACCCUCCCCCAGGCACGGCCCACCCGCCCCGCGUUAGGCAGGAGGGAGAGGUGGCAAAGACUCUGUCCCGAGGCUUCAGGAGUCACCACUCGGUCGGCUCGAAGUCACCCACGCCGUCCGUCCCUGCACUGCGUGCACACACGCACCCACGCAUGCGCCCCCGUCGGGGUCUGAGUAGCGAGGACACACAGGCAGGGUGUGUGUCUUUACCGCAUGUUUUUACGCUUCUACUAACCAUGGCUCCCUAAAAACCCCACGUCCAUCUGUGAAGAAAGGACAGCUUAGAGCAGGACACAUGGCAUGUUCUGUCCGGGGACUGGGCGGCAUCUCUGUGUCGGGAGGCAACCAGGAGCGGUCAGUAACACAGUCAGCUUGGCCGAAAGGAACUUCAGACCACGUACACAAGGUGUGCAUGCACAGUGGAGUGUUCUGACACCUCUGACAUCCUCAGCGCUGAGCUUGAGGCAGAGGAAAUCGUCUCAGAUGCGAGAAGCCGGGGACAGGGACGGGAGAAGGUGCGCUGCCCCGGCACCAGGUCUGGGCUGCUCUGCCUGCACGUCCCACGGUCGGAGCUCAGCACAGGCCACGGGCGCCGCUCUGACUGCUCGGGCGACAGGGGCUGUGGCUAUGGCAGAGGCUGGUGCCCCCUUCCCAGCCCCUGGACUCCCCCGAGCUCAGGCACGGUGUGUGGCUGCUUCUGUGCCACCCCAGGCGGCGGGGAGGAAACCCAACAUCUUCACCAUCUGGCCCUUUAUGGGGAAAGCAUGUGCUGGCCCUGCCCUGGGGACCCAGCCCAGCUCCCCUGUCCUGCAGCCCGCGCCACACAGGACCCCCCAUCGUCACCUGUCCCAUGCAGGCCAGGUUGACAAUUCAGCUGUACUGUGAAGUUACCAAUAGGAUAGAAUGUCCUUAAACCACUGACCCUGAUUAGCCCCCACCACUGAUUUACUACUGAACACUUGGCGGAACUGGGCGGUUCAGGGUGUGACCCUUGUCCACAGGCGUGUGAAGUGCGUGGCCCCAGGCAGGGCCGGGCAGUGGUCACCCUGACCUUUGAGAUGCUUUCUCUCUCCCUUUAGACUCUUGAAAAACCAGAUCAAGCCAAACAACAAAGGAAACCCGCACAACUUAAAAGAAACUUGAAAGGGAUCGUCUACUACUAGUUUGUACGAAGUUUUUUCAGGAAAGGGAAAUGAAUUUAUAUAUAUAUGCACUAUAUUUUUACACUGUUUUGUUAUCAUUAGGGAGUUCUGAGUGUGUCACUUUAUCAGCGCAAUGGUAAGUAGUGUCCCUGUCGUGGGUGUCCUGACUCAGAAAGGCACGUCUGUGGGCAUCUAAGAGCCGCACUCACCAGGAAUGUCCAUGGCAUCGGGGUGGCCCUCCUCUCCCUCCCCAGAGCGAGGCACGUGUCACCGACACUGUCAGAGCCGCCGUACGCCUGGCUUGCAAACCUUUAGUGAAACAGCUCGUGUCUGUCUGCGUAUUGCUCCUCCUGUGUUCGCUGCUGUUAACAUUGUGUGUCUGAUCGGUAAAGUGAUGAAUAAAGGUGUUGAAAUGUGGA
This is a messenger RNA of Neogale vison (American mink), 4642 nucleotides long. RefSeq names its product tubulin polymerization promoting protein (gene TPPP). The record is from RefSeq and is a predicted model, not a curated record. Gene Ontology annotation, biological process: positive regulation of protein polymerization; microtubule bundle formation; microtubule polymerization. The transcript has 4 exons. The coding region runs from base 32 to 697 and encodes 221 amino acids. Gene Ontology annotation, molecular function: tubulin binding. Gene Ontology annotation, cellular component: microtubule. Lineage: Eukaryota; Metazoa; Chordata; Mammalia; Carnivora; Mustelidae.